UGAAUCCGUUAUAUCUAAUGUUGAGAGAGCACUUGUGAAAGGGGUUGAAUCAACCAGUGACUAUAGAUAGUAGUCACUAUUAUCUAUAGUUACUGCCAUGAUAAUAAUGCUCUAGCACCAGUUAACCUAUAUAUUUAGUUGUAAAAUUAAAGCGAUAUGAAUAAAUUUAAUGAAAGAGCUGAAAAGAAUCUUAAUGCAAGGAAACAAUUUACACGUAAUCAAGAAUUAGAAAACCCUUGUUGGAAGGAACAUAAUAUAAGUUUAAAAUGUCUAGAUAAAAACAAUUACGACUACGAGAAAUGUACACUGCAAUUUGAAAAUUACAAAACCUGCAAAAGCUUUUGGAAACAUGUAGUGACUGAUAGGACAAUACGGAACAUUCAACCAGCGCUUCCAUUACCUGAAGACAGAGAAAAAGUGAAAGCACAAUAUUUCUCAUGAAAGACGAUACAUUGUUAUUUAUAUCUGUAUCUGAUCUAUGUACCAAGUUUAUAUGAAUUUCAUUGUGUCUUUGGAAACAUUUAUUUUUUAUUUAAUUAUGUAUGUAUGUACAUAGAAUAGUAAUCGCAAAUAUAGAAAUGAAAGUACAUUAAAAAUAAGUAAAGUAUAUAUAGUCUUUAAAGUAAACAAACUACACUUUACAUAAAAUCUUUUUAAUAUCUUUGGCAGGAACAAAGUUUCAAGAAUAUUUGAUUACAUUCUACGCGAAGAAUUCAUGAUGAAAAUUAUAAAUAAUACACAAUAAUAAACAAUAAACUGGUAUAUAGUUACACUGAAACAAAAAAAAAACAUUAAAUACUUAAAACGUACAGUUACAUUUAAAGAUAAUAUAAAUAGAAUAGAUUACAUAGAUCUCUUAUAAUCAUUUUGGUUAUUACAAAAUUUACCAUUUCAGGAUUAUCCAUAAUGUAGCUAUACUCCUGCUGAAACUACGUAUGUACAUACAUUAAGUUUUACAAAAAUGUGAUUAGUUCUACUAAUAUUUAAUUCUACUUAAUAUUUAAAAUGAACAUUUUUUUUUUGUUACAAGUAUAAUAUGUUACACUUUCAUAUCUAAUUGUAAGAUUACAUACGUUCUGAUGAUAUAAAAUAGACUAGUAACGUAUUAAAUGCACAUGUAUGGAAAUGACUUAAUUGGUAUCAUUAUCUGAAACAUAUUAAUGCAGAUAAUUUAAACAUACCCAAUCAACACAAAUCCAUGAACAUUUAAAUUAGCCAAAUAUAAUAUAUAUUCAAUCCAUUAUUAUCUCACUGAAUUCUGAAAAAACAUUUUUAUUUUUAUAAUAUAAAAAAUUUUCAAUUCACCUAAUGUACACGAACUGAAAAAUAAUUUAAUUAAUAUUUUCUUGGGCCAUUUGUUACGUGAUACAAAUACAAAGUCUACAGUUCUUUCUGGAAUGAAGAAUUGACUUUUUAGUAUGAUUAUCUUCAACAGCAUUAUCACUGUCACUAAUGACAAUGUACAUUAAUUGGAGAAACUUUCAGCUUAAGGAUAUCAAUUAACGAACGAGUACAAUAACACACACAUGCAUUCUCACGCGAAAUGAACGUCUCGGUCAGAAAUGUCCACCAACAUUACGUCCCGUCAGUUCUACCCUUUUAAAUUAUUUCUUCAGCUUACUCAGAAUUUUUAUGCAAUGCGAAAUACUUCUCCAUUAGACAAGGAAAAGACUGUCACAUGAUAAAACUGAGCAGGCUCGAUUUUUCACUAAACAGACAAUACAUGUUAAAAACGAAAUCCAUGAACGACAAGAUGUUAUACGUCAUAUUAAAAAAAAA
This is a messenger RNA of Osmia lignaria (orchard mason bee), 1779 nucleotides long. RefSeq names its product coiled-coil-helix-coiled-coil-helix domain-containing protein 7. The record is from RefSeq and is a predicted model, not a curated record. Gene Ontology annotation, biological process: mitochondrial respiratory chain complex assembly. Gene Ontology annotation, cellular component: mitochondrion. NCBI's taxonomy places the organism in Eukaryota, Metazoa, Arthropoda, Insecta, Hymenoptera, Megachilidae.